AUGGAUUACGACAAGAUCAUUUCGAACCCGCAGGCCACCCGCUACGUGGUCAAAUUCAUGCACCAAACAGGUCUCCUCCGGCAGUUCCAACAUGUUGGGAUCGAGGAUGACGACGACGACGAACCGGUAGGCCUUGCGGCAAUGGAUCUAGGUGUGGAAGACGAUGGGGAUGACAACCAUGCCGAUGAACUGGCCACCAAGAACACCACCACCAAUUGA
This is a messenger RNA of Penicillium expansum, 219 nucleotides long. RefSeq lists its product as uncharacterized. The coding region runs from base 1 to 219 and encodes 72 amino acids. The record is from RefSeq and is a predicted model, not a curated record. The transcript has 2 exons. Lineage: Eukaryota; Fungi; Ascomycota; Eurotiomycetes; Eurotiales; Aspergillaceae.